This is a messenger RNA of Seriola dumerili (greater amberjack), 2473 nucleotides long. RefSeq names its product tripartite motif containing 46 (gene trim46a). Lineage: Eukaryota; Metazoa; Chordata; Actinopteri; Carangiformes; Carangidae. The record is from RefSeq and is a predicted model, not a curated record. The transcript is spliced from 12 exons. Gene Ontology annotation, molecular function: protein binding; zinc ion binding. Bases 9 to 2402 code for a protein of 797 amino acids.
GUGGAAGCAUGGCAGAUGCGGAGUUACAAACCUUUACCUCUAUCAUGGAUGCGCUGGUUCGCAUUAGUUCCAACAUGAAGAGUAUGGAACAGGAGCUGCAUUGCCCGGUGUGUGAUGAGAUGGUGAAGCAGCCCAUCCUUCUGCCAUGCCAGCACAGUGUGUGUCUGCUGUGUGCGGCUGAGGUGUUGGUACAGAGAGGUUAUCCUCCUCCAGACCUCCCUCCAGAGCCCAACUCACCGGCCUCCACACCCAACACUCGCUCCCCGCGACAGGCACGCAGACCCACACCAAGGACCCCUGACCGCCUGGAACGGGUCCUCAAAACAGGUAGCCAUUACAUCUGUGUCCUUCUCCCAGUGUGUGGGACAUAUCCAGGGCGGAGGCGGAGGGACACGGCCACUCCCCCCAUGUUGUUCCCAUGUCCUUCCUGCCAGCAGGACGUGGAGCUGGGAGAAAAAGGCCUGACAGACUGCCUCCGCAACCUCACUCUGGAGCGCAUUGUGGAGAGGUACAGGCACACAGUAAGUCUGGGCAGCGUCGCCAUCAUGUGUGGUUUCUGUAAGCCUCCCCAGUCUCUGGAGGCCACUAAAGGCUGCGCUGACUGCAAGUCCAACUUCUGCAAUGAGUGUUUCAAACUCUACCACCCCUGGGGAACACCCCGAGCUCAGCACGAACACAUUCUACCCACAAACAACUUUAGGCCAAAGGUCCUAGUGUGCUCAGACCAUGAGCAAGAGAGACUGCAGUGGUACUGCCGUAACUGCCAGAGGCUGCUGUGCCCACUGUGCAAGCUUCGACGUGUCCACCAUGGACACAAAGUGUUACCGAUAGCACAGGCCUACCAGGCCCUCAAGGACAAGGUCACCAAGGAAGUCAACUUCAUCCUGGCCAAUCAGGACAUAAUACAGAGCCAGAUCACACAACUGGAAGCUGCCAUCAAACAGAUGGAGGCUAACAGCGCAGCAGCUCUGCAGCAGCUGACCCACUGUAUCCGGGAGCUGGGAGCGGCUGUAGCCGAGCGUCAGACGGCUUUGGUCCUGGCCCUGGAGGGAUCUCGCAGCAGGAGGGAGGAGGCCCUGUCUGCUCAGGUCUCUGAGAGGCGUGGGCUGCUGGAACACGCAGGUCUGAUGGCCUACACACAGGAGCUGCUCAAAGAGACCGAUGCACCCUGCUUCGUGCAGGCUGCCAGAAUCACUCACAACAGGCUGGUGAAGGCCAUAGAAAACCUGCAGUGUUUCUCUCUCGCUGCCGAUCCCUCCUUCAGACAUUUUCACUUGGACGCAUCCAAAGAGGUGAAGCUCAUCAACAGCUUGGAGUUCAUACGUGCCCCACUGGCUCCAGUCAUUGACACUCAGAAGACAUUAGCCUAUGACCAGCUCUUUUUGUGCUGGCGCCUCCCUCAGGACUCGGCCCCGGCGUGGCACUUCUCUGUUGAAUACCAGCGACGAGCAGGAGGAGCUGGAGCGGCGUGGGGCGGCACCAGAUCCCCCAACUCUUUGAUAGCAUGGCUGCGUCUGGAUGAAGUGAGAGGGAUCAGUGCCGUGAUUGAUCGACUGCAGAUGGACAGUGUGUAUGUGCUCAGGGUGAGAGGAUGUAACAAGGCCGGGUUUGGAGAGUACAGUGAAGAGGUGUACCUCCACACUCCACCGGCACCUGUGUUGAGUUUCUCCUUGGACUCUCGCUGGGGUUUGCAUGCUGACAGGCUGGCACUGGGUAAAGGCCAAACCUACGCCCGCAGCGUGCCAGGCCUCGCCCUCCUGCAGGCUGCUGAUCGCACGCUCACCUCUUGCCACUUGACUUCUGACCUGCUGGUGGCCGACCUGGCUGUCACUCAAGGCAGACACUACUGGGCAUGCUCUGUGGAGCCUGGGUCCUACCUGGUAAAGGUGGGAGUAGGGCAGGAGACUAAGCUACAAGAGUGGUUCCAUCUCCCUCAGGACAUGGCCAGCCCUCGCUGUGACCCAGACAGUGGUCAUGACAGCGGGGCGGAGGACGGCCAGGACUCCCCUCCCUUCUGCUUCCUCACCAUGGGCAUGGGCAAGAUCCUGCUUCCUCAAGGACAUGGUCACAGUCAGAGCCAGGGGGACAGCCAGAGCCAUGGAGGAGUCCACUCCCACAGCAGCAGCCACAGUAACCUGCCUCACCCUCAUACUGCUCCUCUGCCUCCCCGACUAGGAGUGUGUCUGGACUGUGAUAAAGGACGAGUCACCUUCUAUGAUGCCCACUCGUUGCGGAUCCUGUGGGAGGGACACGUGGAUUGCUCAGCUCCAGUGUGUCCGGCCUUCUGCUUCAUCGGCGGAGGAGCGCUGCAGCUGCAGGAUCUCGUGGCCAAUCGGAGCAUUGAGGAGCCGCCGCCUCGGAGGGUAACCAUCCAAACACGAGCAACAAAUCUGAGUAAAUAAAUGAGGAGACAGUUCACUCACAGAUCAAAGUUUGUCUCAUGUCUCUAGAGUUAAAGGUGGUUUAUAUUCAC